CGCACGUGUAUAUUCAUUGAUUUAGGCCUUCUACGUGGACCUCAUCCAUGAUGUCGUUUUGAAGAGCCGCGAUCACUUCAUUAAUACUAGGGGUAGUAGUUGAUGUACCAACUUACAUACUAGCUGCAUACUUACGUAUCCAAAAAAAUUAUGAAACGAUCGGUCGACGACGACAGCGUGUGAGCGUGCUCGCCUGACUCGUGUCUAUGAGUUCAAGUCUUUGUUUUGCUCUUGUUUUAUCAGAGCGCUUACAUCUAGAUCGAUCCGACAGCGCGAUGAUGGUGGCAGCAUGCGAGGAGAAGAAUGAUGAACUGGAGCUGCAUAAACAAGGCAAUGGAAUACCCCUGCGUGGUGGUGAGGUUUGUCAACAGAAUCAUUCUGAUAUGCUGUUAAGGCUCCUUUGAACAUUUGUGAUUUCGAUUUUCACAGAACGUUGGGGAGAUAAAGAUCCCAGGAUGUUGUGCCAGAGUUUCGACAUGGUAUUCUUUGGAAUAAAAAAUCAAUCUGGUAAGAUACAUAUUGUAAUGCUAGCUCCGUAAUAGAUUAAAGCUAGAUGAAGUAGAAAUCAGAAUGCGUCGCCGACGAGUCUCUCCUCUAUAUCGAGUAUUCUCGUCUAAUGUUGGCAAGAACAACAAAUGUGGAGCCGGAAGAAAGGAAGGAUCGCAUUUCUAUGGUGCAGGAGGAGGAGAGGGAAGGACGUUCUUCGGUGUUUUCUAUCGAAGAAAAGCGCUUGUUGCUGAAAUUUGCGAGCAAUCCGGCUUUUGGAAGAGCGCUUGUGAGGUAUUCACGAUGUCAUUCGACGCCUAUCCCUGACGUUUGGGCUCCUUUCUUAUGCGCGGAGUUUUGUAUCGGUCACUCUAUAAUUAAAUGCGGUAGGAUUUUCAAGUGGCUUUUAGCUGAUUUUGCAGAUUUGCUGAUCAUUUUCUGGCUUGGGCGCCACCUUAGCGCUAUGAGGAACCAUCUACUUUUACUGGGAGAGUGACAGAAAACCAGCUCCGGCGCUAAUUCUCUCUCUCGUGAAUUGGGACAGGGUAUUGCGUGGGGAGGAGCGGAGCAGUUGCAUUUACGUCCGAACCGGCCUGUUGCAGAAGAGUGUCUUCGUGACCGUUUUACAAAACGCUAAAGACGUUGGGAAGGACGUAUGCUGAUAGUUUGUGUAAUCGCAGAUGUUACAUGUUGUUACUUGUAUUGUAAACAGACGAAUCCUUUAUCGCCACCAAGAGACCUUCAACUACAUUCACCAACUUCUAUAAUAAAUAGUAGGAGCACGAGCAGUGUGAUGAAUCUAAAUUUUUUUCAGGUAGUGGUGGUACCGAAAUCCUGGGUGGUGACUCUCGAUGCGGACUGGGACCCGGUUGAGGAUUCGCGCCUCUUAAAGGAGAAGCUCAGUCGCACCGGGUCAUUGUGUUACGCCUCACGAUCAUAAUCCGAAUUUCUUCCGCGUGUGUUUAUGUAUUCGUUUUUUUUCUUCUACGGCGUGUGAAGGAUCUCUAACCUAACUUAACCUAACCUAACCUACGGCGUUAAAUAACUGCUCAUCUCCACACUGCAUCUGAAAUGCUGCUUAACAACAAGCACAAGCUCUAAUGGUAUGACGCGGGCUACGUGGUGAAGCCGUCGCAGGGCAAUCGGGGUGAAGACAUCCAUUUUUUUAACCGGCCUUCCGAUGUAGUGACAUGUCUGCAAAUGUUAAUGUUGCAUUCAAAAUCCAAGAAUCUGAAGGGCGAGGACGAACCCAGCGACCCCGUAGCACAGGAUUACGUUGUGCAGCAGUACGUCCAGCCUCUUCUAUUGCCUGCGUUCGAAAGUUAUGUAUGUAAAAGCAGUCAAAAAUCCAUGACCAUGUCUUGACGCGCCCGACUAGUACCUGCUCCAGUCCUUGUCGUGAUUUUAGUAUACCAUAGAUAUACCUAGAGCUGUGACAGAAUCAAUGUCAACACUCAUAAAAGCGCGAUUUAUGGAAAUGGAUUUUAGACUCUAUAACCCAUGUCUAUAAGAAUCGGAAGUUUCAUAUUCGAGCGUUGGUGUUGGUGCUCGGCGAUACUGCCAGUGGAAAAUGGAGCGUGUGUUUGCAUCGCCCGUCACUAGUUUGCCUCUUUGCCAAUAAGACUUUCGCGGACCUUGCAGGGGGUAGCGGUGUGGCCGGUUACGGCGCACUGACCUACUAUACUUAAUCACCAGGGAGUAGAUUAUCCAGAACCGUGGUAUUAGAGAAAGGAGUUGUGUUGAUUUUCCUGUCGUACGGCAAUAUAUCGACUUUGAACCAGCAGGACACUAUAACAAGGAGAGAGGGAGUUUGUGGAAAGCCUCGGAGAGCAAAGCUUGUAUGCUGCUAUCUACAUACUCUUGAGAUCCUUGAGAAAGAAGCUGAGGACAGAUACCCUGGGUCUCUGGUGCAUCUCCUACUUGCAACAUCAUUGCAUUCUCUGCUCAUCUGUCGUCCCACGCAUCAAGGGCCCUUGCAUUCUCAAAAAUCGUGGGCUGUCCUCUUUCAGAAUUUCGCGCCGGCUGCAGAUGACUCGACGAAUGAAGUCCAUUUGACAAACCACUGCAUCAGCAACAGGUCGGCGGUUUUGCUCGAAGAGGUGCUCGGCGUUACGAGCAUUAAUGAGACUUCAACAGCAACGUCUCCUAGGACCUCGCGAGGAAUUUCUACUGGCACUUCUUCUACAGCAUGCACCUCUGCUACUGGGCCGGCGACCACUAGCAGUGCUGAUACUAGUACUUUGGAAACUAGCACACCUUCUACAACUAAUGGUGUUGCUCGUACAACUGCAUAUCAAGGACAAGUAGAAAUAUCUUUGGCAGAUGUGAUUCGACAGAUUGAGGAACAACUUGCAGUUAUUUUUCGAGCAUACGAGAAAAGGCCGCUUCUGUUUUGUCCGCUUCCGCACAUGUUUGAGCUCUUUGUUAAGAAAGGAACGACUUUACUGGUGUUACUGCUUCCACUGGACGACUACUUUAUCUGAGUAUCUGCUACUUUAUCUGAGUAUAAAGUAGUCGUCCACUGGACGACUACUUUAUCUGCGGUGUUACUACUUUAUCUGUGUAUGUACAGAAAAGUGGCCGCUCAGCUCUUCCUGACAUGACCUUAGCUCUUCCUUCGUCCUCUCUUCAUAUUUUCAUCGAAUACAAUGAAUACUUAUCCGUAAAUAUCAACGCGAACCCAACCUGUGCUGAAAAGACAUCAUCUAGUAGAGGUCCUUUACCUUCUGUGUAGUUGAUGUGAUCAUUUCAUCUUAAUGUUUUGUAGUGUGUCGUAUUUUUCAGGAGGCAGGCACAGGCCAUCCUCGUACUCAGGAACAAAGGUUAUCUGUGCCCCGACAGGAUAAGUAAUAGAAGUAGGAGUGUAAGCACGUUUAUUUUCGUUUUCACGACAUGUACUCCUAGUAGAUAGGAGCAAUAAAUUGGUAGUUGUACCAUUUGUUUCUGGACUAGAUGGAACGAAUUAAGAAGGUUCUAUUCGUUCUUCUUGUUGUAUUCGAAGUCUUGAAAUAAGCGAGUUGCUGACUGAAAUAAGGGAGGUAGCAGUGACACGGCUACUCUUCCUUGUUCAGUAUCUUGGUUAUGCGGAUCGGUUAUUUACUUAUUUCAGUUUAUCGAAUACUUAGUUGGGAGGUCUAACUUAUGGUUCGACUUUCUGAUCGAUUCCGCUGGAAAAGUGUACGCUUUGGAAGCUAAUGGCGGGCCUUCCUUCGCGAUGUACGACCGGAGUCUCGCGGACGGCAUAGUCCAAGAUCUUUGGCACUUUCUAAGAGACGAAGACACAACUACAGCAGCCAAUGCAACACGAUCACGAGAAAAAGACGAAGAUGCCAUGACGACAGCGAGAGUCACAGCUUCGAUUAUGCGUGGGAAGGAAAUAAUUGCAAUCAUACUCUAGAAUUUUGGGGUCUGCUCAAGAAUUGUGGGAUUUGUAUUAUAGAUCUGCUCAAGAACCACACCAACUGGACCAAUCAUGUAGAUAAGAUUCUUCACACUUCUGCCAAGCUUGAAGAGUCUGGCUAGUACCCCAACUCCUCUGAGCAUGUGAAAAACCUUAAUCUUUUUCAUAUUGAACCCGUCUAGGAGCGGCUGGUUUGGUACUCCUUCGCUGAACCUUGACGCGCCAUUCACACUUCCGACCGCGCCACUCGUAUGCCCGCAGCCGCAUCCUGGACAGCAAGAAGAGACCACGGCUCAUGGUAGUGGACGUCGUGGUCGUGAGGAUGAUGUCGUUGCUCAUCAUAUUCUGCAGAAUGAACAGAGGACCCUUCUUCACGCUCCGGACGCAGAGCAAAGUCUGCCAUGGGACGGCGAUGGUCCAUUGUCCUCGCGCGACAGUACCCAGUUGUUAAGGCUACAUUCUCUAUCAUCCUACUUCUGACUGGGCCACUAUGUGUCCUGAGUGAUAUCUCAGUGGAGGACGAGAAGUCAAUAGACUUAGACCAGGGACGAUUCAUUUUUAGGCGGGAGGUUCAAGGCAUUACUGAGGCCGGGAUGAUGCAAAACUAGUACCGCUAAAACUAGCUUCGUCGAGUAGCAGAAGUUGGCGUCAAGUAUACAGGAGCCAAAAAGUGCUUUUUGGUGCAACGUGCUUGCAAGAACUGCUGAAUGCCUUUGAAAAACGUAUUAACGCUUGCGGUCGGAUGGCACGAGCGCUCGCUGCCUGAGCACGCAGGCGGCCUCCCUGGUGACAGAAGCGCUCUCGCAUCGAACGUGGAGGAGACGCCAGGCAAAGUGUUUCGGCUGUAGGAAGGAUAAACAUGAAAAAAGUGCGAACGAGAAAUCAUGCGGAACUUUCGCAUGGAUCGGCUUCAUUGCGAGCUGUGAAUUUUCGUAUCGAGGCGUAUCAGUAAUUAAGCACGUGCUGCAGGCGCUAACACGAAGUCGCACCGACGUCAUCAGGGUCCUCCACCAGAAUCAGAAAUCCAUGUUUUCUAGUCAGUUUUGGGGUACACCUUUGUCUGCCUGGUGGAGGUUGUACAGUGCACGAGAGGAAAGGGUGUGUCUGGAUUUGCACGCGUCUUUCCUGGAGGCUGCGUCAUACCUUUGCGUAAGCCAGCGUGUUUUGUUCCCCUUUAUAUGAGUGCUCUGCCGUGAAGGUAGACUAUUCUAGGUGACCAUUUACCGUUUACCACGAACAAACAUGACAUGGCGACAUUUUUAGGACACUAAUUUGGGAUCUAUGUUCUUGAGUGGAUCGAAUUCAACCUAAAUAAGGGUGGUGAGGCAAAAGAUUUCCAUGAGUGUCCGAAAGAACAAGGCAGGCGCAUGCGGGUGAGUUUAUAGAUACAUGUUUAUUCAUAUUGUUUACGAUUGACACGUGCAUGCAGCUGAUGCGGUAGCCUGACAAUGUUGGCGUAUGCAGGUCGGUGAUGCUAGACGGGUCCCGUAUCAGACCCGUGCUUGUCUGGA
Amoebophrya sp. A25 is the source of this 5397-nucleotide messenger RNA. Lineage: Eukaryota; Dinophyceae; Syndiniales; Amoebophryaceae. The record is from the annotation of a GenBank genome assembly.